UGCGUGUCACAGCCGGGCCGCCCGCUCUCACGGCGGAGGGGGAGGGCGCCUUUCGCAUGGAGCCGCUGCUCGGUAAGUGAGGGCAGCGCAGCGCCGGGCCCUGUGAUGCAGCACUCGUGUGCGGGCAGGCCCCCUUGCUAGGCGCUGCCUGCGCUCGGCAUACGGGGCGGCGGAGGCGCGGGGCUUGGCCCCGCUCCAUGGAGACCAAUGGCAUCGCUCCCACCCACCCCCACCGGCCCCGAGCCCGCCGGCACGCACAGCCGCACGCUUCAGCCCACCAUGGCCCCGCCGCCGCCGCCGCCGCUCCGGCCCUCGGCGAGUGGAAAGGUAGAAGGCCAGCCCAAUGGUGACACAAUCCCAGCUGAGCAAGCCAACCCUUCAGAUGACACAGUUGCUGGUGCUGGGAGUCGUCAGAAUGAUCAGAUAGUGCAGAAAAUAGAGGAAGUGCUCUCUGGAGCCCUUGAUACAGAGCUGCAGUGCAAAUCAGAUGUAGACAAAAAUACUGUGAAACAUAGUACUCAGUCUACAAAAAGAAGCUCUACUGCUGAAGAUGAAAUUCCUAGGAAAAAAUCAAAAAAGAACAAGAAACACAAAAGCAAGAAGAAGAAGAAAAAGAAGAAGAAAAGGAAGAAAGAGAAAAAGCAUAAAAAACAGCCAAAGGAGUCAAAGUUGAGUACACGUCAUGGAGAACAUGCAGACUUGCAGCCUGCUUCUCACUUGAUGCCAGAGAAAUCAAGCUCCAAAUUGAGUGUUCAGCAUGGAGGAUUUGGAGAUGCAAAUCUGGCUGUCCAUGUGCAGCCAGAAGAACUGCGCUUAAAAGCAAGUGAGGAGCUUGAUAGACAAGCUUUAGGACUUGUUUCUCAUUCAAGAACUGAUUCUCAGCAAUCUACAGAAAAUCUUGGAAGUGAGAAGGGAACUUUGUGUGCAGCAAAUCCUCCAUUUAAUUUAGAAGGCAGUCAAGCUGAUAUCCAAGAAAAUACUAGUAUAACUCAAAUUUGCACUAGAGAAGAACAAAUUAAACAGUCAUAUGAAAAUAUUUAUCCUAUAGCUAUUACUGCGAGCGAAAAGGGUGUUCUUGUUGAUACUGGAAAUGAUACUUCAUCUAGCAUCCCAUCUGGAGUUGCCAGUACUGAAAUUCAGAAAGAUUCAGCAGCUUCAGAGGUAAUAGAAGCACUAAAAGGUUCAGAAGUUAUUCUGAAAUCUAAAGGCACUGGGGAAGCUUUGGAUAUAGCUCUUGAGUCUGAGACCAUGGAGGUGUUGAAAUAUUCAGAAGCAUCUCUACAAUCUGUGGCACAGGGGGGAGCAAAAGGGUUAGAAGCAACUUCAGAAUCUGUGUCUUUGGCAAGUGAUGUGACAACAAUUCCUAAAUCUGCAAGUCAGGCAGAUCUGAAUACUGUGAAGGUAGCUCACGUGUCUGUGGCCAUGGAAGAAGUGAAAAUUCCAGAAGCAACUGAAAAAUCUCUGCAUAUGGGAAAUGUGAAAAAUGUCGAAAGAUCUUUGGAAUUAGGGGGUGUGAGCCGAACUUUGGAGCCAGCCCUGAAGCCCUCAAUUAUAUCUGAUAAUUUGAGAGUGACACAGUGCAGCCCCAUGGAGGGUUCAAGUGUCUUGAAGGCAGAUGUGUCUUUGCAACAUCCUUUUAAAAUAUCUGCAUUGACUGCUGUGACCCAGGUGGAAAUAAAAAGUGCCAAAAUACCCCUGGGACCAGGAGCUGUUACAAAAGUGAAGGAUAUUGAACCAGCUAGAAGCUCUGCACAUAUGGAAAAUGUGAAAGCUUUGGAAGAAGCUCUGCAGCCAACUGCUGUAGUAAAGCCCAAAACUUUGGAAACAGUAAUGGAACCUGUGGGUGUUCCAGCAAAAGAUGUCAAAGCAGCUCAAGAAUGUUUGCAGGGUGAAGUAGUCAAAGUUGUGGAAGGUACCACUGAUCCUGGAACAGUGCUGAAUGCAUCAGGAGUGUUCCUACAACCUGAAGUCUUGACAGAAACAAGAAGUAUGGAUAGAACCCAGGAAUCUGUACUUCCAGCAGAAUUGACAGAUGUGAAUGUGGUUGCAGAGGCAAAAGGUUUAAGAGCAGCUUUAGAACCCAUAGCAGUUGUGCAGACCUUUGUUCCCCAAACAUGUCGAGAAAUCCAGAUGGCAGAGGGUUUUAAAGGUCCACAAAGAACCGUGGAAGUUGCAGCACUAGCAGGAGUAAAAGGUCAAGAAACAAGUCAAGCUACUCUGCAGCUUGAAAAUACUAAUGCUUCAAAAAUUUCAGAAUCUACUUUCAAGCCUGUAGCUGUAACAGAGGCAAAAGAUUCAGAAGGUACUUCAUUAUUGAGACAACCAGAGGAGCUGAGAGAAUCAAGAUCUGAGAGUGAAUCAAAUGUGAGAGGUUUGGAAGCAACUCCCCUGUCUUUACAGAAAGAAGACAUGAAAGGUCCAGGAGGAGUCCUAAGGCCAAUGGCUGUGGUGGAAGCAAAAACUUUGAAAACAGCUUCACUGUCUUUGCAAAUGGAAGGUGUGAAGGCUUCAGAAGAAGCUGUGUAUUCGGGGACUGUGGCCAGAGGUUUAGCAGCAACACUAGAUUCAACAGCAGUGUCAAAAAGUUCAGAAAUAAAUCUAGAUAGUAUGGCAGGAGUGGAAGCAGGCUCAGAUGCUGGUCUCCUAGCUAUGAAAGUUGGAUCUGUGAGACCAGUGAAAAGUUUAGAAACAGCUAUAGGACCUGUAGCAGAGACAGAAAGGAAGGAUUCAGAAGCAGACCGGGACAGAGCAGGGACAGAGAUGAAGACAUCUUCAUCAUACCUGCACAUGAAAGGUGUGAGAGAUUUAGGAGAUCCAGCAUCUGUAGGUAUGGCAAAGAUACAAGCUUUGGAAGCAGUCUUGCAGCCUGGAACCCUUGCAGUGGCAAGGGGCUUAGGAGAAAAUGUGUGUUCUGAAGCCAAUAUGGGUAGCAAAGUCUUGCAAGCAAGUCCAGGACUUGUUGCCCUAGAAGAAAGGUCAGAAAGGACUCCUGAAUCUGUGGUUGCAUGUGUAAGCAUGGAACCAGUUAGAGAGUCUGAGGCAUUAGCAGGAAUGAUGCAGUUGAAAACCACAGCAGAGAGAGAACGAAAACAUGCAGAAACAGUUGCAGAACCUCUUGGUGCAAGCAGAACAAAGAGUUCCGUCAUUUCUCAGUCUCAGGUCAUGACACAUACAAGAACCUCACAAACUGAGGUGGUAGCGGAGAUAAAGGAUUCUGAACUAGCUACCAGUUCUGCCACCGUAGAAAUGAGAGGUUUAGACAACUUGUCAGAAGUUGAGGCAGUUGCAGAGGUAAAAGAUGUGGAAGCGAGAUCAAAAAUUUCACACUUAACACAGAUGAAAAAUUUGGAAAUGGUUGUAGGAUCUGAAACGACGACACUAAUGCAAGGCUUGGGAAGGACAUUGGCAUCUGAGUUGGUUAGAGAAAUGAGGUCUUCUGAAGUUGCUCCAGAAGAUCCGAACAAAGCAAAGGCAAUGAGCAAAGAAGCAAUACUAGAACCUGUGCAAACAGUGACGAUGCAAACUUCAGAAGCAAGUUCAAAAUCUGUAGGGGAACAAAUAGUAGGUCAUUCAGAAGCAAUAUUGGACUCUUUGCCCAGAGUGGAGGAAAAAACAAUGGCAUCAGAAAUAGUGACAGAAGUGAGAAACUUGAAAGGAACUUUGGAAUCUAAGAUUUUGACAGAUGUGAGAACUCAGGGACCUACUGUAGAAUAUAUAAUUGCAACAAGGAGGACAAGCACAAAAAAAAAUGAGCCCUCUCUUACCACUGUAAAAGAUUUGGAAGAAGCUUCAGAAACGGAGAAAGAAAUGAAAGCAAAAUAUUUGGAGCCAGCAUCAGAAGCUAGAGAAGUGAGGUUGUUGGAAAGUAUGAAAGAGUCUGCAACAGUAGAGGUGGAAGGUUCUGCAACAGUCGCAGAACCUGAGGUACACAUGGAUAUCCAAAGUUUGGAAACUUCCCAAAAGUCUGGAAAUGGGGGGGGCGAUAAAUGUUUUAGAGGAUACUUCAGAAGCUAUUCCAGAAUCUUUGCAUACUGAAAAACAAGAACAUCUGCAAGCAGCUCUAGAAGCAAAACCUGCUGCAGAAUGGAAGAGUGCAGAAGAGGCUCCAGAAAUCUUGAGUGCUGCUGAAAUGAAAUCUUCUGAAGCAGUUCCAAAGCCAGGGGACGUGAAAGAUCUGGAAACAACACUGGAACAUGAAGUGACAGCAGAAGUACAAUAUGCAGAAGGGGUGCAGAGUCAAGAAAUGGAGGA
This is a messenger RNA of Aquila chrysaetos chrysaetos, 4251 nucleotides long. RefSeq names its product SON DNA and RNA binding protein (gene SON). NCBI's taxonomy places the organism in Eukaryota, Metazoa, Chordata, Aves, Accipitriformes, Accipitridae. Bases 208 to 4035 code for a protein of 1275 amino acids. Gene Ontology annotation, biological process: regulation of cell cycle; regulation of mRNA splicing, via spliceosome. The record is from RefSeq and is a predicted model, not a curated record. Gene Ontology annotation, molecular function: RNA binding. The transcript is spliced from 3 exons.